Messenger RNA from Fomitopsis serialis, 1047 nucleotides. RefSeq lists its product as uncharacterized. The transcript is spliced from 8 exons. The record is from RefSeq and is a predicted model, not a curated record. Bases 284 to 922 code for a protein of 212 amino acids. Lineage: Eukaryota; Fungi; Basidiomycota; Agaricomycetes; Polyporales; Fomitopsidaceae.
GGAUAAUUCAUGUUCAGCAGUGCACCGGCAAUCGACCUCUCGGUAGCAGGUAUGUAGGUAAGUAGUUCGGCCUCCCUCUAAAUUCCGUCGGGCGUGCUGAUCUACCAAGUUAGCCACGGUACUCAGACAGGGAGCGAGCGCGGGCCUGUCAUUGUGAUGCAUCAUCGGCCGGACGACGUAUCACAUAUAUUGGCCUCGACAUGAUGUGCUGAGCAGCACCGGUGCCCUGGCAGUGAUACUGUCAGAGUCGCUCUCAUCGCACGACAGAUCGAUUUGCACCCCCAUGUCUGCCAUUGACACUGCGUUGACAGGAUAUGCCAGUUCAUGUUUCGGUAUACGCCCUGAUGACUUCGUUACUCUCGCAGUGCUGCUCUGUUAUGACUGUCUCCUGAAUCUCGAUAGAGAGAUUCCGCUGAUCUGGUCUCGGAGACCGACAAUCACCUCCGUGUUCUAUGUCCUCUGCCGAUAUUCCAUGGUGCUUUACGCAGUCCUAGGCUGUGUAUCGUCUUCAUGUACGGCCGUAUCGAACACUCGGCAUGUCCUUGGUGUCUUUUUCUCUCCCGUCGUAACAGUUUCUGCAUAUGUCAAAGUCUAUGCUGUUAGUAGACGUGACUGGAGGUGGACGUCCAUCGCUGUUAUGCUGGGGCUUGUCUCUCUCGCCACACAUAUCUUUCUCUAUGCGGAAUCCACCUUCAAGAUAGCCACACUUCCCGAUUUCGUAGAGUCUUGCAUCGAAACGAGAGGUAUCUCCGAUGUCGAAUUGAAGAGAUUAAUCAUUGCAACACGCAUAUGCGCCAUCGCGUCCGACUUCACCGUGAUCGCAGCGAUAACAUAUCACACGAGAGGACAAGGGAUCCUCAGUCAAGGCCUGCCUCAGAGCAGACCGUCACUUGUACUCCUCAUACAGAGAGAUGGUGAGUGAGUUCUUCGCUGUCCUCAACGUAUUCGCCGUUGCCCUCUACUUCACAGUAGUAAGCAUCUACGCCCGUCCGUCACUUCAUCAUGCUGACAACAGCCGCCAUAGCCGUACGGCUGGGCCCUGACGAU